CCGAUCAUAGGCCCUUUGGACUAGCCAACUUCUAGAAAAAGGGGGUAGGAAGAGAAAAAAAAAUUCUAUCCCCCGCCUUCUCUUCCCUUCCCUCCUCUCCGCUGCCUCCUCCCCUCCACCGGUCCUUCUCCUGUCUCGUCAAUCUCCCCCCUCGGCAUCAAACGAAGCAUAAAUUGGGUUAGACGGGCAGAAAAAAACAACACAACACAAGACAAAACAAAACAAAACAAAACAGAAAAUCACCACAGGUAUCAUGUCGACACACCAAGGCCCAAACCCGCUGCGACCAUAUUACAUUCCCACACCAUCGAUACCUCCACUCAACUCUUCGGCACCAACGCCGGCACCUCUCCCCGUGGCCUCAUACUCGUAUCCGCCCGCACUGACAGAUACGAGAAGCGGCGGUGGUAUACUAGCGGAUUAUUCGGAAUACCUCGAGGAUCAAUCCCCGGAUGAAGUUAUCAAAGGGUGGCUCCAACAGGCUGCGGUACAAUACUCUCUGCGAUUGAUUGGCCAACCGUUUGAGAAUUCCCGGACAUUGCUACAAUGCGAGGCUGUGUCUAAGGGGGCUGGGAAGAGGAUUGUGGAUGAGGAUGAGGAGGAUGUCGAUGAUGUAUACCCCGUCACCCGUUCUGCCAAGCAUUACUGAUUGGCCAUGUGGAUAGUCUGCAAGUGAUGAUUCAGACCCGCCCUACUUUUCGGAAAACGCCGAGGAAGAGCUGGACGGCGGUGGAGUCCCGCGGAUGCGGGGAACACAGAAGACUCCUAGGGCUGGGUACGUUACCGGCGGGGAUCAGGUAGGCAGGGAAGUGCGGGAACAGUGGAUGCUCGAGACUGUACCGGGACGGGUGAACACUGUGGGGGAGAUGCUAAGAGCCUUAUGGAAUAAAGAAGGUUAUGCAGGGGUUUGGAAAGGUACGUUGUUUCUGUGGAAUAGGGGGUGAGUGGGAUAAGUGUUGGGCUGAGAGAAUGGAUAGGUCAGAACGCAACCUUUGUGUAUAACAUUCUUAUGCGGACGUUAGAGAGUUGGACUGGAUCAUUUUUAUCCGCGGUGCUAUCACUUCCGGAUCCGGGAAUGGGAGAGAUUGCGGAUUCGGCUGAUCCGCUAGCGUCACUGGGUGUAGCUGUUGCAGCAUCCACUAUCACAGCGCUAAUUCUGGCACCAAUAGAUAUAGUCCGGACAAGGUGAUCCCUUCUCCCACUCACAUCCUUUCCUCUACCGUAUACAUAUAUUGACCUGAAACAAGACUAGUUAUAACCCCUUCAACCGAGCCGCCCCGGAAUCUCCUCCCAAAUGUCCACUUGCUCCCCUCUUAUACCUGUCCGCCCAGCCUGCUCCUCCCUACUGCCCUCCACGCUGCGCUCCCCUCCUUCAUCUUUCUAGGAACCCCGCACUUCCUCCGAAGCCGCUUCGGCAUAGACCCAGUCGGGAAUCCGACAAUCUUCAGUUUAGUGACCUUCCUAUCCUCUACAGCGGAGCUUAUCGUCCGGCUACCGCUUGAAACCGCCCUCCGGCGUGGCCAAGCCGCCGUUACAAAGCCCAAGAAGACGGUCGUUCCUGUGGGAAGAUACACGGGUGUGUUUGGAACAAUGUGGUCCGUUGCGGGAGAAGAGGGUAGUGGGAGGUAUGGUGUGGAGGGGCUGUAUCGUGGCUGGAGAAUGAGCGUUUGGGCGAGGGUUGGGGUUUUGGGGUUGGGGUUGUUUGGAGUGAGGGGGGAGCCGGGGGAAUUUUGAUUUUACUUGUUCUAGGUGGUAACAUAUGUAUAUAUAUAUAUACAUUAUUUUUUUCUUCAAAAAGCGUCAAUGGAUGGAUGAAUGGCAGGAGGCACGCUGUACAUAUUUUGGGAGGGUGGUUGGGUGUGGUGGCGAGGUGCUGUGGCUAUCCUGGCUGCUUGCGUUCACGCAUCGAUUGAUCAAUUUAAUUCCCUACUCUU
Tuber aestivum (summer truffle) is the source of this 1934-nucleotide messenger RNA. The record is from the annotation of a GenBank genome assembly. NCBI's taxonomy places the organism in Eukaryota, Fungi, Ascomycota, Pezizomycetes, Pezizales, Tuberaceae.